Molecule: messenger RNA, 5526 nt
Organism: Iphiclides podalirius (scarce swallowtail)
Lineage: Eukaryota; Metazoa; Arthropoda; Insecta; Lepidoptera; Papilionidae
Source: the annotation of a GenBank genome assembly
AUGAAGCCACUACUCCGAACAGUGGUGGCGAUAUGCCUCCUGCUCGGCACACACGCGCACCCGGAGAACAUAGAGGAGGUGAAAGAGCUGCCGCCGGGCAAGGAGCCGGUGGUAGAAGCCGAGGAGUCGCAGCCACAGGCGAGGGUGGAACGAUGCUCGGCCUGCUCGUCCACCAUCAACCUUGCUAAAUCGCCCAAAGAAAUCGUCGCGGCACUCCAGUCCUUGCCAGCCGGCGAAGUGCACACUCAGCAGUCAUUCGAGGGCUGCUCCAGCAGCAAGGGGUGCGCCGGCAUCAAGCUGCAAGACGGCAAAGUCACCCAGAAGUUCGGCAACCUGAACGCCUUCGGUGGCAAUGACGCCUUCAAAGCGGCCUCCGCUUUCGGCAGCAACGUCCUCGGCGGGAAGAACACCAACGAGCCGUUCUGGUGGAUGGGCGCGAACUCGCCAUUCAAGAACGUCAAUUCCGAAAGCUUCCAGAGCAAGAGCUCCAGCUAUUCCAGCAGCGGAUCGUCUUCAGGAUUCGCUGCGCAGGACCUGUCCAAGAACGCAUUCCUUAACCCGAACGGCUUGAACGGGCAGGCCUCCUUCGAAUCGUCCAGCUACCAAAAGGAGUUCAAUGUCGCGAACAAUCCCUUCCUGAAUGGCAACAUCAACCGCGGCCAGGGCAACCAGGCCGCCCAGGGUUUCGCGUCCAACCAAAACUCGAACGCCUUCUCGAGCGCGUUCGGAAGCUCCCAAUCCUCGUACUCCGGCGGUUCGACAAGUUCCGACAAGUUCGCCGGUGUAGGCUACACGGGCUCAUCGCCCGCUCCGUUCGCUACCGCCACCGGUUCCGGAUCCAACGUCAACCUAAUCCAGACCGCGCAGAAGGAGUUCGACUUUGGACAGAGCCAGCAAACGAUCGGUGACGACAUAUUCGCCGGCAGCACGCCCGCCCCGGGUCUCGGUGUACAGGGUGAUCUGCAGCAGACUUGCGCCGGCCAGGGCAGCGCCUGCGUGCUCAAAGCCACGUGCGUAGGUGGCGCUGUGAACGCCGCUAACGUACCGCUUGCGAGCAUUCAGAAGCAAUACUGCAACACGCGAACCGAAACCUGCUGCAGACUGGUGUCUUCCAGUGUGGGCCAGGCCAAUCUCGGAAUUGGCUUCGACGCCGAAAGCCAGGGCUCAGGGCUGAUUUCCCACACGGCGACAUAUGACGCUCAGAACUCGUUCUCCCAGAGCGGCUUCGGUGUACAGAGCGGAUCUUCCAGCUACGACGCCAGCCAAUCUACGUUCGGCAGCACCAUUGGCUCGAAUGUGCCCGCCGUGACAGCCGUUCCCGCUGGCUCGACCGGCUCGUUCGGAGCGAGCGGUUCCAGUUCCGGCUCGUACGGCUCCACGUUACGCCCCGUGACCGGACAAAGCAGCUUCGGAACAGACUCUUUCUCGUCCCAGAGCGGGAACACUAACAUCUAUAGACCCGGCUCGGGGAGCUCUCUGAAACCUGGCAUCCCUUACCUGCCCCCAGUCGACAACACCAACAGCGGCAGUAACGUCGUCAGCUCGACUGCGUUCCCAUCAACUUUAGUCACUAGUCCACGCCCAUUCACCACGCCCCGUCCAGUUUCUUCUCCGCGUCCAUUCAAUACGCCACUUCCAGUUACCACUCCUCGCCCCCUCCCGAGUUCCAGGCCGACCUACCUUCCCCCGGUUUCCUCUACCUCUGCCCCUGGUUACUUACCACCGGUUGGCGAGCAGACGAUCAACAGGGAAACCUUUGUGCCCAGUCCUAAUUACAAUGAAGGUGGAAUCAUCCUCGACGAGUCAAGAUUCCCGUCGACCACUCGCCAGCCAAUCGUGCCCAUUCUGAAUGAAAUUCCUGCCGGAUGCGCCGCUGCUUUGAAAUGCACUCCCAUCGAAUUCUGCACUGCAGAUGGAAUCAUCUCCAACACAACCGUCGUACUCACCAGAGAUCAGAAUGCUUAUAGAGUACCUCUUACCGACUGCAGAGAUCUGGAGACGGGCCGCAUCGGCAAAUGCUGUCGCGACCCCUUCUACACCGACCCCUGGCCCACCAAUCAGCUGGGCCAAUGGGUGCCUGGUGUGUUCGGUGGCAACGAUGGAAAGUACGUGCCCGAUAGCCGGGUUAGCUCCAGUACAAGCCAGCAGGUCACCGGAACUCCCUUCAUCACUGGAAGCACGAUUCUGAAUAACUUUAGGACACCGAAACCAACUUUGCCAACUUUUACGGGUCAAGGUUCGGGAAUUAAAGAAGUGAAUGGUCGAGGGCAAAUCACUACGGGUGGUGUGGGUCAAUUUGGUCAGGGUGGUAUCGGUCAAGUAACCCAAACUGGAAUAGGGCAAACUGGUCAGGUCGGUGUCGGGCAAGUUGGAGUCGGCCAAAGAGGUCAAGUUGGAGUUGGUCAAGUAGGUCAAGCUGGAGCUGGCCAAAGAGGUCAGGUCGGCAUUGGUCAAACAGGCCAAGUUGGUGUUGGACAAAUUGGAAUCGGCCAAAGAGGUCAAGUCGGCGUUGGCCAAACAGGCGAAGUCGGUGUCGGACAAGUGGGCCAAGUUGGAUUCGGCCAAAGAGGUCAGGUCGGCGUUGGUCAAACAGGCCAAGUUGGUGUCGGACAAAUUGGAGUUGGCCAGAGAGGUCAAGGCGGCGUUGGUCAAAUAGGCCAGGUUGGGGUUGGCCAAAAAGGUCAAAUCGGUUUUAGUCAAACAGGUCAAUUUGGUGUAGGACAAAUUGGAAUCGGUCAAAGAGGUCAAGUCGGCGUUGGCCAAACAGGCGAAGUCGGUGUCGGACAAGUGGGCCAAGUUGGAUUCGGCCAAAGAGGUCAGGUCGGCGUUGGUCAAACAGGCCAAGUUGGUGUAGGACAAAUUGGAAUCGGCCAAAGAGGUCAAGUCGGCGUUGGCCAAACAGGUGAAGUCGGUGUCGGACAAGUGGGCCAAGUUGGAUUCGGCCAAAGAGGUCAGGUCGGCGUUGGUCAAACAGGCCAAGUUGGUGUAGGACAAAUUGGAAUCGGCCAAAGAGGUCAAGUCGGCGUUGGCCAAACAGGUGAAGUCGGUGUCGGACAAGUGGGCCAAGUUGGAUUCGGCCAAAGAGGUCAGGUCGGUGUUGGUCAAACAGGCCAAUUUGGUGUCGGACAAAUUGGAGUUGGCCAGAGAGGUCAAGGUGGCGUUGGUCAAAUAGGCCAGGUUGGAGUUGGGCAAAUAGGCCAAUUUGGAGUUGGUCAAACAGGCGAAACCGAAGUCGGACAAGCUGGCCAAUUUGGCAUUGGACAAAGAGGUGAAGUUGGCGUUGGACAAGUAGGUCAAGUUGGCGUAGGACAAAGAGGGCAAGUUGGUUUUGGCCAAACAGGCCAAGUCGGUGUGGGGCAAAUUGGCCAAGUUGGCGUUGGACAAAGAGGCCAAAUUGGUGUAGGUCAAAUAGGCCAAUUUGGUGUUGGUCAAAAAGGCGAAGCUGAAGAGGGGCAAAUUGGCCAAUUUGGCGUUGGACAGAGAAGCGAAGUCGGUAUAGGGCAAAAUGGUGAAAUUGGUGUUGGUCAGAUUGGAGUAACUGGCGUUGGAAAAUACGGCCAAUUUGGGGUCGGGCAAAGGGGCCAGGUUGGCAUUGGGCAAAUUGGUCAAGUGGGCGUUGGGCAACAAGGCCAAAUCGGCGUGGGCCUGGUUGGACAAACAGGCACUGGCCAAAUCGGUCAAACUGGUGUUGGAGCGAUCGACCGAGGAGGUCAAGGUCAGAUUGGAAUACGAGAGCAAACCGGCGGAAUCGGAGAAGUACAGGGUACCGGACAGCGCAACAAGUUUGGCUUUGUGUCGCAAGGCAUUACCCAGGUCGAAACCGGCACGGGACAGUACACCGAGAACGGUAUCGGCCAGAAGGUAGUCCAGGGUGGCGGAGUGGGCAUCAAGCAGGGCGUGGGUCUCGCGAUCUCCCAAGGAGUUGGGACCGCGGUGGAGAACGAAGUCAGCGCGUCCACUCGCAGGAUCUACUUGCAGCGUUACGAUGGUGCAGGGCAGUGCGGUAUCAAACAUCCCCAAAGACCCUACGGCAACCAUGACGAUCUGGAGGUAGACUUCGCCGAGAUUCCGUGGCAGGCUAUGGUGCUCCUGCAGACGAACAGAAGCCUUCUCUGCGGCGGUGUGAUAUCCAGGCCCGAUGUCGUCAUCACAUCUGCUGCCUGCGUUGAUGGAUUGGAAGCGAAGAACGUUCUAGUCAAAGGAGGCGAAUGGAAACUCGGCAUCGACGAAGAGCCGCUGCCUUUCCAGAUCGUUCAAGUCAAGACCAUCGUCUUCCACCCAGGCUACAAGCCCGGCAGCCUCAAGGACGAUGUUGCCAUACUCCACCUUGCCGAAAACCUGCGCUUCGCAAAUAAUAUUCAGCCCAUCUGCAUGCCCGACUCCAAGGACUCCAUUAAUGCCUUCUACAGCGGCGCUGGACAGUGCAUAGUUACCGGCUGGGGCAAGAUUGUUUUGCAAGCCCAUCUCGAAGGCAGCAUAAUGCACAGCGUGAACAUGUCCCUGGUCGAGCCGACGGAAUGCGAGUCCAGGCUACAGCAGGACUACCCCCACCUCCUGGACAACUACGACCAGGAGAGCUGCGCGUGCGGUCAGCCUAGCAACUCCGUUGACAACGUUUGCAAGGUUGACAUCGGGAGUGCCCUCGCAUGUACCACUGGUGAUGGAUACUUUGUGCUACAGGGCAUCUACUCCUGGGACUCAGGAUGCCAGAUCGGCAACCAGUUGGCGGCGUUCUACAAGUUCGACAUCGAGUGGUACGAGUGGGCCAUCGGGGUGAGCGAGAGCGUCCGCUACGAGGUGUACGGCCGCGGCACCAAGGUCACCACCACCAAGUACACCUCUGGCACGAAGGGGGUCUUCGGGCAGGGCCAGUACACGAAGUUCGGCGUCGGCCAAAUAGGCCAGGACGAGGCGGCAAACACCGGCAAGAUCACCACCGGCCAAUUCGGCGGCGGCCAGCUGUUCGGCCAGGGCGCGUUGGCCACGGCCAACUUCAGCCAGUUCGGCGGCGCGGGCUCCCUGGACAAGUUCACCAAGCUCGGCCAGGGCAACCUGAACCUCGGCGCCGACGUCAAGGGCCCGAUCUCGAACACGUUCAGCGCCACAUACACCGAGAAGAAGUUCUUCCAGACCGAGCCCAAGUACAUCACGUACACCACCAAGCCAGAGAUCGUGACGUACACAACGAAACCGGAGUACGUGACGUUCACGACGAAACCGGAGUACGUGACGUACACGACGAAACCGGAGUACGUGACGUACACGACGAAGCCCGAGAUAUUCACGUACACGACGAAACCGAAGAUAAUCACUUACACUACGAAACCGAAGAUAAUCACUUACACGACGAAACCGAAGAUCGUCACCUACACGACGAAGCCCCAGUUCAUAACGUACGAGACGUCCGGCAGCGGCACCAACCCCCAGUACGUGGCGCCUGGGGUCACCUUCAACCCGUCCUUCCAGGAGCUGGUCGCCCAGCACAAACACAGCGAGCAGUGCAAGUGUCUCGAGAACGGCAAGAAG